AUGAGCAUAUUCGAUCCACUAGGUCUUCUUUCGCACUUCCUAGUACACGGCCGGAUAAUAGUGCAAGACAUCUGGCGGACACAAGCUGGUUGGGACCAGGAGAUCGUCGGAGAUAUUCUGGGAAAAUGGAGUAGAUGGAUUGCUCAAUUUAAUAAGCUAGAGAGAGUGCGCAUAAACCGACCAUAUUUCCCGGGAUUUUCGACAUCCGAGAUUGGUCCACUACAACUCCACGUUUUUGUGGAUGCGAGCGAGGAAGCCUACGCAUGCGUAGCGUAUUUUCGAGCAGAAAUAAAAAACCAGGUACACUGCGCCCUCGUUAUGGCUAAAUCGAAGGUGGCGCCACUGAAGGCUUUAUCAAUUCCACGUUUGGAACUCCAAGGUGCAUUACUCGGAGCGAGAAUGAAGAACCCAUCAUCCGUCAGACAUUGUGGACCGACUCGGAAACUGUUCUGGCGUGGAUUACAUCAGAUCACCGUCGAUACCGACAGUUUGUCGCCUUCAGAGUAG
Molecule: messenger RNA, 507 nt
Organism: Toxorhynchites rutilus septentrionalis
Lineage: Eukaryota; Metazoa; Arthropoda; Insecta; Diptera; Culicidae
Exons: 1
Coding region: 1-507 (168 amino acids)
Source: RefSeq, a predicted model, not a curated record